Cephus cinctus (wheat stem sawfly) is the source of this 1547-nucleotide messenger RNA. Its product is annotated as protein pelota. Gene Ontology annotation, biological process: RNA surveillance; nonfunctional rRNA decay; nuclear-transcribed mRNA catabolic process, no-go decay. Gene Ontology annotation, cellular component: cytoplasm. The record is from RefSeq and is a predicted model, not a curated record. The transcript has 10 exons. Bases 236 to 1402 code for a protein of 388 amino acids. Lineage: Eukaryota; Metazoa; Arthropoda; Insecta; Hymenoptera; Cephidae.
UUCGGUGCCAAACAUGAGAAUUAAAGAAAGAGCAACAGAUUUGUGCUUGUAGAACGAAAAGAUGACGUUUUACAGUCGACAUAUGCUAGAAUAUACUUUAAUUUAUAUCUGUUGUAUAUGAAGAAUGAAGUGGAUUAUCUGUAGAAACAUUGAUCCUUACAAUAAAUCGUGAGGUAAUUGUGUUUGUAAAUAUUAUUUCUUCCUCUUUGCGGUUGCAGCGUCUAUAUAAUUCAAAAUGAAGUUAGUUUCAAAAAAUGUCGAUAAGGAUGGGGCAGGGAAUGUUUCUCUUAUCCCUGAAAAUCCUGAGGAUAUGUGGCAUGCCUAUAAUCUUAUUAGCGAAGGAGAUUGUGUUAGCUGUUCUACUAUUAGGAAAGUGCAAACUGAAUCUUCAACAGGAAGUUCUAACAGCUACAGAGUGAGAACUACCCUUACAAUUUCUGUAGAAAAUAUUGACUUUGACACUCAAGCCUGUGUACUAAGACUUAAAGGAAGAAAUAUAGAGGAAAAUAAAUAUGUUAAGAUGGGGGCCUAUCACACAUUGGAUGUCGAACAAAAUCGUAAAUUUAUUCUUGUGAAACCUAAAUGGGAUACUAUAGCUUUGGAACGCGUUGAUAUGGCUUGUGACGUUUCUCAGAGUGCCGACGUAGCUGCGGUAGUGAUGCAGGAAGGAAUAGCACAUAUAUGUUUAAUAACUUCGAAUAUGACAAUAGUACGUGCUAAAAUAGAUCAGAUUAUUCCUCGAAAGAGGAAAGGUAACGUUUCUCAGCAUGAAAAGGGUUUGAGCCGAUUCUAUGAAAGUCUCAUGCAAGGUAUAUUACGCCACAUAAAUUUCGAUGUGGUUAAAUGUGUCCUCAUAGCAAGCCCUGGCUUCGUUAAGGAUCAAUUUAUGACGUACAUGAUUCAGCAAGCUGUACAGUCCGAUAACAAAAUUAUUCUAGAAAAUAGAAGUAAAUUUAUGCUGGUGCACGCAAGCUCAGGCUUUAAACAUUCGUUAAGAGAAGUUUUUGCGGAUCCAGUGGUUGUGUCACGGAUAUCAGAUACUAAAGCAGCUGGUGAGGUCAGAGCUUUGGAGGCUUUUUAUGCUAUGUUACAAUCUGAUCCCGCCAGAGCUUUCUAUGGCAAGAGACAUGUGGAAAAAGCUAACGAAGCACAAGCUGUAGAAACUUUACUCAUAUCAGACAAACUGUUUCGAUGUCAAGACGUUGCUUUGCGCAAGGAAUACGUUAGCCUAGUGGAAGGUGUCAGGGACUCGGGUGGUGAAGUUAAGAUAUUCUCGAGUAUGCACGUAUCAGGGGAACAAUUGGAUCAACUCACUGGGGUAGCAGCUCUUCUGCGGUUUCCUAUGCCAGAACUGGAGGACGAGAGCGAUGGUAGUCAAUCAGAUUCGGAGCAGGAGGAUUAAAUGAACUCUUGAUGAUCCAGGGAAUUGCAAUCACAUAUUGUUGUGCUGUGCGCAAUCAAAACUGUUAUAUUAAUAAUAAACUGUGACUUAUUUAAGAUCAAUUAUCUGCCUCAUUAAUUAUACUUGGCGUUACGCUGAAUGAUAA